This is a messenger RNA of Wyeomyia smithii (pitcher-plant mosquito), 5120 nucleotides long. RefSeq names its product beta-1,4-mannosyltransferase egh. The record is from RefSeq and is a predicted model, not a curated record. The transcript has 3 exons. Gene Ontology annotation, cellular component: cytoplasm. Gene Ontology annotation, molecular function: beta-1,4-mannosyltransferase activity. NCBI's taxonomy places the organism in Eukaryota, Metazoa, Arthropoda, Insecta, Diptera, Culicidae. The coding region runs from base 1009 to 2385 and encodes 458 amino acids.
GAACAUUGGCAGAAACAGUGGAAGCGACUGGCAGUUCGAGUGUCACUCCCGUACCCGUUGCGUUUCGCUGUUUGGCUGUGCGAGUGUUGCUUUGCAGUAAAAAACUAAAAUAAAAACCGUGAAUUCUCUUCGAUCGCGUCCUUUUUUUCCUGUGUUCGCCAUUGAUUAUAAUAUUGUUCAUACCUGAAAACAACCGAAAAAUCUUUACAGAAACUUCUGGUUGUAAGUGAUAUUUAUGUUUGCGGAAAACUCGAAAGACUAAAAUGGCAGUGACCGUACUACCGCUUGAAAAGAAGUGAUAAUUUCGAAGAGUAACAUUUUAUCGAUCGAUUAUUCGCACCGUGCAUCGCACAACAGCCACAGUCACGGGAGGGGCCGAGCGAAAAUUUUGGAAUGCUUUCAAAAUAUCGUCAGUAGAAUGACAAUAUCGGGCUGCUGAAUCUAUUGUAGUAGGUGAAAGUGUGAUUACCAAAGUGCAAAUAGAUAACAAAUUAUUCGGUGGAAUGCACUGGUUUUUGACGAAGAGAACAACGCCUCAAAGAGUAGUUACUGACUUGAACAACCGGUCAUUAGGGAACUAAUUAUCCUCAUCUCGACCUGCAGGUGAAUUGAUUAUAAAACGGUGAAUCUACACAGCCCACUUAUAGAUAGACAAUAGCGUCCAUCGAGCGCGCAAUGUGGCGAUAGGUAACGUGACAGGACGCAAUGCUUCAGUGGAAGGAGCCAUCAUCGCAGCGUACUCCACCAGCGGAUAUGACUGCGUACAAAACCUGAGUACUACUCUCGAGCAAUUUCGAUUACCUUGGUGCAACCGGUGUCGUUAUAGAUAUAGAAUGAAAAGCUAGCUUUAGGUUAAUAGUGAAACGAACUGAUAAGUGAUAACAGGUGAAAUCUCAGCAAAGUUGCUCGUGACGAAAUACAUUUAGGUAGCGUAAAAGUGAUUAGAAGUAUAGCAAGGACGUGGUCAAGCGACAACACUGCAGGUUACCGGAUACCGUAGAACAUAAGAUGCUGAACUCUACCUCCAAGCAUUUGCUGCAUUGUGUGCUGCUUAUCACGUUACUUGUUCUGUUUGAAGUAUUUUCGGGAGGUAUCAAAGUAAACGAAAAUAGCUUUGUGUCGGUCGACCCUUGGGAGGAAUAUGGCACGAUACCAACGCUGCUGUUAUACACACUACGGUUGCUCACGUUCCUGACGUUACCACAGGUGUUAUUCAAUUUCUUCGGACUAGUGUUUUAUAAUGCCUUCCCUGAAAAGGUAGUGCUGAAAGGGUCGCCUUUGUUGGCACCCUUCAUCUGCAUUCGGGUUGUAACCCGAGGCGACUAUCCAGAUCUAGUCAAAUCGAAUGUGAUGCGUAACAUGAAUACAUGUUUGGAUACCGGACUGGAAAACUUCCUGAUCGAAGUUGUUACUGAUAAGGCAGUGAAUCUGGUCAAACAUCGCCGCACUCGGGAGAUCGUAGUCCCGAAGGAUUACAAAACUAAAACCGGUGCCAUGUUUAAAUCGCGCGCCCUGCAGUACUGCCUGGAGGAUACAGUGAAUGUACUUAACAACAAUGACUGGGUGGUGCAUCUAGACGAGGAAACAUUGCUUACCGAGAAUAGCGUGCGAGGCAUCAUCAAUUUCGUUCUAGAUGGAAAGCAUCCUUUCGGCCAGGGUUUGAUUACGUACGCCAAUGAGAAUGUGGUCAAUUGGCUGACGACGCUAGCUGACAGCUUCCGCGUUUCUGAUGACAUGGGUAAACUGCGACUGCAGUUCAAAAUGUUUCACAAGCCGUUCUUCAGCUGGAAGGGCAGUUACGUCGUUACUCAGGUCCACGCCGAGAAGGAGGUUUCAUUUGACAACGGAAUCGAUGGUUCAGUUGCCGAGGAUUGCUUCUUUGCUAUGCGAGCGUUCGCCAAGGGAUAUAGCUUCAAUUUCAUCGAGGGUGAAAUGUACGAAAAGUCACCAUUUACGUUGCUAGACUUCCUGCAACAGCGGAAGCGUUGGCUCCAGGGGAUUUUGUUAGUAGUGCAUUCGAACACGAUCCCAGUGCGGAACAAGCUGCUGCUCGGCAUUAGUGUGUACUCGUGGGUCACGAUGCCACUGUCCACUUCGAACAUGAUUUUCGCCGGUUUGUAUCCGAUUCCAUGCCCGAAUACGGUGGACUUUCUGUGUGCUUUUAUCGCCGGGUUCAACAUCUAUAUGUACGUCUUCGGAGUGAUAAAAUCGUUCUCCCUUUACCGUUUCGGAGUGGUUAAGUUCCUUGCGUGCGUCCUGGGGGCACUGUGCACGAUCCCGAUCAAUGUUAUCAUCGAGAAUGUUGCCGUCAUCUGGGGCCUCGUUGGAAAAAAGCACAAGUUCUACGUGGUGCAAAAAGAUGUUCGUGCACUCGUUACCGUUUAACGAGACUCUGGCGAUGCUGUUCUGCCUCCAUUAUUUCUGGUCAGGUUUUAGGAAAAAGCCGACGAAAUACUUUAUUCACUAUCUGACGAUAGGAGCUAGCUGUAUUAUUUUCAAAACCUAGGCUUUACAGUUUUUCUUUCGUCUUAGUGGUAAGUUUGGCAGGUUAGCUGUUGUUAUUAUUACCUGUAAAUUUGAUAUGAUUCAGUAUUUUCUCUGAAUUACCGUGGUAAAAGUUUAGUAGUAUUGCGUGCGCGUUCAUAGGGAACUCUUGUAAUUUUGUUUGUUGUACCGUGAAGCGCCCUAUUUUUGCGCGGUUCUUACUUCUGCGCACUUCAUAUUAAAAUGUUAAAAAAAUAUCAAUUAAAAGCAGAUUUUCAAAAAUGAUGUUUGGAAGUGAUUUUCUAUGUAUUAACUGUUAACUUUCUGCUUAUGUUUCCUUUUUUAGUAAACAGCAUAAACAUUUUGAUACUAAGUGCGAAGAAUUAAGAGCCGCGCAGAAUUAGGGCGCCUGGUAUACGCUCAUCGAACCUACAAGUUUAUGUUAUAUGCGCGAUCAAGUGUUUGUUUGCAUGCAACUUGCUGAUAAUAAGGGUGCGUUACUCAUCAAGGUGUUCUAAUGCUAGCUCUCGAGUUUAUAUUCGUGUAACAUGUCUUGUAGUUUACAUUUUCAAGUUAUUUACACAGAAAAGUACGUAGAAAAGCAUCCGAUAGAUGAAAAGUUUCAAGAAUAUAACUAUUUAUGUUCAACGAUUUAUUUUUUUGUUAUGAUUUACCAAUUUUACUGCUAAACGCUGAGUGCGUGAACGUUCUGAUCAGAUAUAAGUUCUUCUUUUUCAACUUACAAAAACGGUAGGAAUCAUAAUUUCAUCCUCAACGUGGUUUAAAAGGGGUUAGUAACGAAAGACUGAAACCCGAAAGGCUGAAACUCGAAAGGCUGAAAAGUAUGUUUCAUAACGAAAGGCUGAAUGCACAAAAGGCUGAAACCACAAAAGGCUGAAUGAACGAAAGGCUGAAACAUGGAAGGCUGAAACUUUUGUAACUUGAAUCAUAAUCGUUGAAAAAUUCGGAGACAUGGAUAACAAACCUUUAUUAAGUGACAGAGUUCAAUGUUUGAGUAUUAAUUGGUUUGUGCAAUGGAAAAUUAAUUUUCGGCAACAUUUGAAUCUAUACACACUUGACUCUUGUACACGUUUCCUAGAUGAUUCAAGGCGAGACGGCCGAAGGCCGCGAGUGUGCGCCGGCGAUCCGCCGUCGGAAGCGCCGGCCACUGCGGGGGGGCAGCCCCCGCAGAAAUCACCUCUGUAUAGGUUCGUUCGUUUUCCUAGGUCUACUGACUCGUAGGGGUGAUCCUCUAGUUUAGUCCGAACGAGCGAUAGCGAGUAAGGACAGCAUACAUCUCGGACAAUCGAGUCGGCCGUAGGCCGCGAGUGUUCUUUUAGAAAUAAACUUUGUGAAUUUCAGCCUUAUGAUUUUCAGCUUUUCGUGAUUCAGCCUUUCGUGUUUUCAGCCUUAUGUAGUUUUCAGCCUUUCGUGAUUUCAGCCUUUCGAAUUUCAGCCUUUCGUGUUUCAGCCUUUUGAGUUUCAGCCUUUCGUAGUAGACCCGUUUAAAAGGUACGUUUCCGUUGUAUAGGUCAAACGCAUUGAAAAACUUCAGUUCGUUGAUACUACCAGUGAUUUUCGACUUAAUCACAAAUAUGGACCAAGUUUAGCACACAUCCGUGAUGAGUGACUUUCCCUUUUUUCAAUGUAGAGUAUUGUAAUGUUUAGGGAUAAUGCGAUAUGCUGGAGGGAGAAAACGCUAAUGAGAUUUUCAAGGUUUGUAAUUUAUUUUAACUGUUUAUUUCGUGUAUAACUGUUUACCAUAAUUAGCAUUUUAAGUGUACAUUAUAUUUGAGAACUGUGUUCUCUGAACGUGUGAAAAUAUUAGCAUUACAGAGAUGUACAUUAUAAAGCUUUUCGUUUGUAUUGCAAUUUUCCGCAAAUUAAAACUAAAUCAUUGUGGGUUUAUCAGGAACCCCUAAAUAACUAAACGUAACAAAAAAAAACUGAACAAUCAGUUGUUGUUUUGCAAUAAUUUCAAUCGUCAAAAGCAUGAUGGAAGGGAUUAUCACAAACUGUUACUGUUUCGUAGAAAUCACAACUUGGAUCACAAUUUAUUAAGAUAGAACGCUUGUUCAGAUUAGGCGCCGAGAACGUAGCUUUUUAUUUAGAACGAUGAUAACAGAACAAAUUACUCAUAUUAGAACGAAAUCAUGAACAGAAUAAACAUCCACGUCCACAAACGUUGUUCACUACCUAUUAACAAGAUAAAACUAGUAAUGGCAGAUGAAUGAUUAAAAUAAUAAGAAAAACGGAAAACCAAACAAAAAUCUUCAAAAAGUAAGCAGCAUUUAAAUUAGAAAAUAUUUAAAAUUAUACUAUUGGUUAUAGCAAAAAAAAAAACACUCUUCAGCAAAAUAAUAUAGAAGUAAAACACACAACGCUAAAAAGUAAUUUCAAGGUCGGUAAAGUUUUAAACAGCUUCCUAAUGAAGGGGACUGUUUCUAUACAUUUUUCUAUAGGGACAGCCAUUUGAUAUGAACAAAUACAAGUAUAAGAACAAAACAUUGAAAGCAGUCGCAACAAUCUAGCAAAAAAAGCUAACAACACAGAACAUGCAAACGUUAUUUAUGAUCUACCUAACUGUAAUGGAACCGGCGGUAAAAUUAUUAAUAAAAUAAUGCGAUUCAACAUUA